AUGGCCGGCGAUGAGAAGAAGAGAGAGCUGUUAAAGGGUCCAUUGAAGAAAACGCAAUGUCCCAAGGCGUCGGCUCCCACAACGACCAUCUACUUCGCCCAACCACAGACCCAAGACCAGCGCGUAACCGUUUUCGACUCAAGCAUUACGUCGGAGCCGUUUCUCGAUUCAGUGGUGCUUGAGAAUCUGAGGAAGAGACAGCAGAUGGAAAACGAGGCCGAGGGCGUCGGGCACAAUACGAGAUGA
This is a messenger RNA of Fonsecaea multimorphosa CBS 102226, 246 nucleotides long. RefSeq lists its product as uncharacterized. The transcript has 2 exons. NCBI's taxonomy places the organism in Eukaryota, Fungi, Ascomycota, Eurotiomycetes, Chaetothyriales, Herpotrichiellaceae. Bases 1 to 246 code for a protein of 81 amino acids. The record is from RefSeq and is a predicted model, not a curated record.